CUCCUUCUUCGUUUUAAGUGAGUGCACCUAAAGAAAAGAAAAAUUACUGAACCAGUACUAGAGGAUGUACAAUGAGGUCCAGUGACAUGAGAGCGCUUUAGUUUUUCCUCAUGCACACGAGGGAAUGACAUGGAGGCGUCAGAGCUGGCGGAUUCACCAUCAUCUUUUAUGAACUGAGUUUACAAAUGAGCAGUAGCCUCCGGUCUGCGACAACUUCACGGCCAACACACGUCGGAGAAGACUUGUGAAGACCUUGAAAACCAGGAUGGACAUUUGAGACAAGUAGUAUUCACUUCAAGCGAUAAUAGAAAAAGGAACGUAUUUUGAGAUGCUAGCUGUUCCAGAAUCUUAUAGAGAUAGCUUCACUGGCUGACCAGUGGACCAAUGGGGCCGUCCCAAUUGUAGAUUUCUGAUUAAAUUGUUGUUCAGCUUAACUGGUUGAACCGGCCCUCUGUAACUGGGGAGGUUAGCAGGUUAGUAGCUUCAGUGUGUUACGUUGUCUAUGAACUAGGAGGAGUUUAUUUUAAUCUCUUUCUGGUCUCAAGAAGAGCUGAAGCUAUAAAUCUCAGCUCGCAAUUCCGAACUCCGGAUCGAGCAAAGAGGCACCUUGGGGCAAAACAAAAGAGAUGAGGAGGUCCUCUCUGCUUCUUCUGAUUGCCUUCCUCCACUCUUUUCUGCUGCAGAAAUCAGUUCUUGCUGCAAGAAGCAAGGUCUAUGUAGUUUACCUUGGCGAGCACUCGCAUGGCUCCAAUUUAUCACCUUGGGAAGCUUCUGAGCGAGCAAGGCAAUCUCACCAUCAACUAUUAGGCACAGUGCUGCAAGACAAGGAGAAGGCUAAAGAUGCAGUCUUGUAUUCUUACACCCACAAUAUCAAUGGCUUUGCAGCCUUCCUUGAGGAGGAAGAAGCAAUCGAGCUAUCAAAACAUCCUGGAGUCGUAUCAGUGUUCCCUAAUAGAAACUACAAGCUGCAUACUACUCAUUCAUGGGAAUUCCUUGGCCUGGAGAGAAAUGGCGAAAUCCUAGAUGAGUCACUGUGGAUGCAAGCCAGAUUUGGAGAAGACACCAUCAUUGGAAACCUUGAUACUGGUGUGUGGCCUGAGGCCCAAAGUUUCAAGGAUUAUGGUUCGGGACCAAUUCCAUCAAAGUGGAAAGGAAUCUGUCAGAAUGGCACUGAUCAAAGCUUUUCAUGCAACAGGAAGCUGAUCGGCGCCCGGUACUUCAACAAAGGUUACGAAGCCCUCGUCGGCCGGCUCAACGCCACCUUCCAAUCGCCGCGGGAUUACGACGGCCACGGCACCCACACACUUAGCACCGCCGCCGGCGCCUUCGUCCCAGGCGCCAACAUCUUCGGCUUCGGAAACGGCACCGCCAAGGGCGGCUCUCCCCGCGCCCGCGUCGCCGCCUAUAAAGUCUGCUGGCCGCCCGUCAACGGCAGCGAGUGCGCUGACGCCGACAUCCUCGCUGCGUUUGACGCCGCCAUCGGUGAUGGCGUCGACGUCCUAUCGGUGUCGCUCGGCGGGGACCCCGUCGAUUACUUUCAGGAUGGAUUGGCCAUUGGCGCGUUCCAUGCCGUUAAGAAUGGGAUCGUCGUUGUUUGCUCUGCCGGAAAUUCCGGCCCAAAGCUUUCCACCGUGUCCAAUUUGUCGCCUUGGAUGCUCACCGUGGGAGCUAGCACGAUGGACCGCCAAUUUCCCACAUUUCUUUCCUUUGGAGACAAGAGAAUUAAGGGAGAGAGUUUAUCUCCCAAGAAAUUGCCAAGGAAAAGACUAUACCCACUAAUCAGCUCCAAAGAUGCUAAAAUGGCCAAUGCAUCAGACCUACUUGCUAGCUUAUGCUACUUGGGUUCACUAGACCCAGGCAAAGCUAAGGGGAAGAUUGUCGUGUGCCUUCGUGGCAUCACAGCAAGAGCAGAGAAGGGGGAGGCAGUUUACCAGGCUGGUGGCGUUGGGAUGGUUCUUGCAAAUGAUGCAGACAACGGCAAUGAAAUAAUAGCAGAUGCACAUGUCCUUCCUGCAACUCACAUCAACUAUACUGAUGGUCGUUUUCUCUUUUCUUACCUCAAUUCCACCCGGUCGGUACUUGGUUACAUUACGAGUCCAAAGACAAAACUCGGAACGAAACCAGCACCGUUCAUGGCCGCUUUCUCUUCUCAAGGACCAAAUGUUAUCACCCCUGAGAUCCUUAAGCCUGAUAUUACUGCACCAGGGGUGAGUGUCAUUGCCGCCUACUCGAAAGCAGCUAGUCCUACUGGUCUUGUUUUUGAUAAGCGCCGUGUUUCCUUCAAUUCGGUGUCUGGCACUUCGAUGUCAUGUCCUCAUGUAUCUGGAGUUGUAGGUCUUCUGAGAACUCUACACCCCGAUUGGAGUCCUGCUGCAAUCAAGUCGGCAAUCAUGACUACAGCAAGAACACGAGAUAACAUGGAAGAGCCAUUGUUGAACUCGUCCUUCGUCAAGGCUACGCCAUUUGCCUAUGGGUCCGGUCAUGUGCAACCAAACCACGCUAUGGAUCCUGGAUUGGUUUAUGAUCUAACACCUCAGGAUUACUUGAACUUCUUGUGCUCCCUUCGCUACAAUUACACUCAAAUAGCAUUGUUCAGCAACGGAUCAUACUCAUGCCCGUCAACCCCACUUGAUGUCAAAGAUCUGAAUUAUCCUUCAAUCACCAUUCCUAAAUUGUCUAACUCCAGUAAGGUGACUAGAGUGGUGAAGAAUGUUGGAUCGCCUGGAACGUACUCGGUUCAACUAGUGGAACCAAGAGGUAUUUCAGUCAGUAUAAACCCUAGAACCCUCACAUUUAAGGAAGUUGGUGAUGAGAAAAGCUUUGAGGUUUCUUUCGCUUUGAAGGAUGGUAUAUCAUUCACAGACUAUGUUUUUGGCAGUCUCACUUGGUCCGACGGGAAACAUUAUGUCAGAACUCCUUUAGUUGUGAAGCCUUAGAUUUUAACAACUUUCCAGCAGUUUGUUUAUCUUUUUUUUUUCUUGUUCUAAUUCUUGUGCAAGUAAUUGAGUUCGAGUGAACGAACGAAUCAAGUUUAAUUGGAGUUUGAUGUCUUGUUCGAUGCUGGAUCCAGAAGCAAUAAAAUAGUUUUUUCCCCCUUA
Messenger RNA from Zingiber officinale, 3098 nucleotides. Its product is annotated as subtilisin-like protease SBT5.3. Bases 627 to 2936 code for a protein of 769 amino acids. Gene Ontology annotation, molecular function: serine-type endopeptidase activity. Lineage: Eukaryota; Viridiplantae; Streptophyta; Magnoliopsida; Zingiberales; Zingiberaceae. Gene Ontology annotation, biological process: proteolysis. The transcript is spliced from 11 exons. The record is from RefSeq and is a predicted model, not a curated record.